This is a messenger RNA of Kalmanozyma brasiliensis GHG001, 1065 nucleotides long. RefSeq lists its product as uncharacterized. The record is from RefSeq and is a predicted model, not a curated record. The transcript has 2 exons. The coding region runs from base 1 to 1065 and encodes 354 amino acids. NCBI's taxonomy places the organism in Eukaryota, Fungi, Basidiomycota, Ustilaginomycetes, Ustilaginales.
AUGUCGGUGAGAUCUGCAUUGAGAGCGAUGCACACCGUCGCCCGCGUGGCUGGACCAUCGCGCGCCGCCAUCCCCGCCCGUUCAGCGAUACAGCCUCGACUACGAUCCCGGCAAUCUUCACGAUCGAUCGCAUCGAGCUCGCGCACCUCAGAAUCUCCAUCAGCUAGCUCGUCUCAGACACCCAUUGGUAGCAGUAGCAGCAGCAGUCCACACCACACCACGCACAGCGCACCAGAUGCAAGCACACUUCUGCUCCUUGACUCGAUCCCACACAUCCCACAAUAUGGCUUCACCCGGCAGGCCUACCUGCGCACCUCUGCCGACCCCCUCGACACCGACGAGCUGUCCAAACGCAUGCGCGUCGUCUCGACGCUCUUCCCUGGUCCGGAGUCCUCCUUUGACGCGAAGCUGUUUGAAGCGUGGAACAGCCUAUGCGACCUAUCUGUGAUACACGGUGUCUCGCCCGAAACCGUGCUGGCGUCGCUGCGGACCGGGGAAGAAGCGGGCAAGACGCAGGGUAAGCCCGUGAACACGCGCAAGAAUCUCUCCAAGGCAGAGGAGCGGGCGGCGAUAGAGAAGGUAGCAGCUGUGAUUGAAGAAAGGUUGCGACUGAGCUGGUCCGUUCGGGGGCAUCUGACACAGGGUAUCACAUCCUUGUCCACCUUGUCGCCAACAUCAUCGACCCUCCACUCGGUGUUUCCGCACCAAACGGUGCUACCCAACCUACCCACGCCUCUUCCGCUGCUAAAUCUCACCUCGGGCUUCAUCUCGACGGUGCUGACGCAUCCGACUGUCCAAGCGCGCACGGGGUACAUCGACCCGGAUGGUCCCGACUGGUAUUCGUUGCGGACGAGGCUGACGCUCGCAUAUACCGCAGCAACACUUCACGCUGCCUCGCCGAGCAUUGCGCACUUUCAGGACACGCAGCGGCUGUUCAGACGGGCUGUGGAGGGGAGGGAGACGGGGUUGGCAGCCACACUGGGCGGGAUAGCCGGCAAUGCCGGUGAAUGGGUGCGGUGGGGUGGGAGGGGCUGGUUGGGCGUUCUCAGGAGUCUAGGUCUAUAA